CUUCAAUACGAAAGAUGGUAGAGAAGAUUCCACUGCGGAAGACUAUCGCUCGAUUGGAGUUUCCAGCGAUCAUAGCCUUCGGCAAUCCUCUGCUGGAUAUUCUUGUGAUACUGAAGAAUGAUGAACUGAUUAAGAAGUACAAUCUUAAGAUAGAUGGUGAAACAGAGUUGUGUGAGAAGAAGCUGCAAGAGCUAAUCACGGAUUUGCCACCAGAGAUAGAGCAAUAUACUAAUCCCGGAGGAUCUGCGCAGAAUACAUUGAGAAUUUUGCAAUGGCUUUGUGACGAGACCCACGAGUCCCAAAUCAGUAUCUACUGCGGAGGUCUCGGAAAUGAUCAAAGAGGUUCGAUCUUAGAAAAAUUAGUUCGACUUGCAGGAGUGGACGCAAGAUACACUGUACAUCCAACAUUGCCUACUGGAUUAUGCGUUUCUCUUGUGUACGAUACGUCCCGCAGUCUCGUCGCUAAUCUUGGCGCAGCUAGUGUAUAUACAUUGGAUGAUUUAAAAAAGGCCAAUCUACAAUUAGAUAGUAUAAAAAUAAUUUACAUCGAAGGCUAUUUUGUAACGCACAGUUUAGAUGUGGCCAAGGAAGUGGUCAAACAGGCACAGGAGAAGAAUAUUAUUGUAGCGUUUAAUCUCAAUUCUUUUUAUAUAUUUCAGGAUCAUCAAGCGGCCAUUUGCGAAAUGGUCGGUCACGCUAAGAUAGUGUUUGGCAACGCGAGGGAAAUGAUCGCACUAGCUCAGGCAUUGAACGUGAAAUACGACGACGUUGCUGAUAUACCUUUUCUAUUGAAUAGCUUAAAAAGAAUUACGAUGGACGUUUCUAGCGCUAAUAGUAAGGACUGGUUGGCCGACGAUGGUAUAUUCAUCAUGACGCGUGGUGGACGCGCGCCAGCAAUUAUCGUAUGGAGCAGAGGUCAAUCCGUUCAGGUACAGCCCAUCGUGCCUAAGACACCUAUUGUGGACACAACAGGCGCCGGCGAUGCUCUGGUGGCUGGCUUCCUAGCCGGCGUCUUGGCCCACUGGGAUCCGAAAAGUUGCCUAGAAUUAGGAUGUAAAGUCGCGUCUUGCAUGACAACUAGACUCGGCGUCACGCUGCCGAGCGACAUGCCGCCCGACUUUCUGCCAUAACGAUUUGAUCUCUUUAGGAUGUUAAUGACUCAUUACCUGAUAACGUAAUUGCACACGGUUAUUUAUUGCCUGAAAGUUCUAUUAGCGAAUUAUCGACUGUUAGAACGAUAACUAGCAUUCCUCGUCGAUGUUACGUCCAUAUUUCAUUAAGGGGAUCCUAAAAUCGUCUGUUUACCGCAAUAAUUUUUUGACUGAACGCAAUAAUUUUCA
Messenger RNA from Cyphomyrmex costatus, 1340 nucleotides. RefSeq names its product adenosine kinase. Gene Ontology annotation, molecular function: adenosine kinase activity. The transcript is spliced from 5 exons. Gene Ontology annotation, cellular component: cytosol; nucleus. Gene Ontology annotation, biological process: purine ribonucleoside salvage; purine nucleobase metabolic process. Lineage: Eukaryota; Metazoa; Arthropoda; Insecta; Hymenoptera; Formicidae. The coding region runs from base 15 to 1130 and encodes 371 amino acids. The record is from RefSeq and is a predicted model, not a curated record.